UUCCUAAAUAUAGAACGCUUCGUCAUUCGGCACUGUUAACGGUAAACCCUUUCCUCAAAUUCUGUUUCAGGCAUUCCACUGAUUAUCAUGAAUUUUGGACAUUUCAAUGCUACUUCUUCAAGAGUGGCAUUUCAUUUCUGAUCUCAUCAAAGAUAUUCUUUUUUUACAACAUGAUACCAAAAUUGAAGAAUGAUGUGGGAAAGAAUAAAGGACAUUAUAUGUGUUUAUAUUUGUGUGUUUAUUUUUAUUAACCAAUGUUCUUGUAACAGCAUUGCACUUAAACAACAGGAUUGUCAGAAAGACCAAGUGGAAAGAUUGUACAGAGGAAGACAUAUCUGUUGUUAUCCUAUUAAAUGUAAACCAGGUCAAAAGUUUGACUUCUGUAGAACAAAUAAUGGACAUGACACUUGUCAGAACUGUCCUAAUGGGUACAGCCAUAAUGAUUUGAUUGAUACUGCUAAAUGGUUUUUUAGAAUAGAUCCAUGUGUACCUGUAGAGGAUUGUUCUGAUUAUUCUGAUUUAAUACAAGAAAAUGGAGAGUGUGUAUGUGACAGAACAAGAGGUUAUUAUGGAAGAGACAAACAUAAAUGUGCUGCUGACCCAAAGUGCAAGAAAGCAGGAUUUGAACUGAGUCAAGAUGGACACUGUUUAAUGUGUGGAGAGGAACAUUUCAAGAUUAACUAUGAUUACAGCUUAUGUAUAAACAAGACCAGGUGUACAAAUGAUCAAGAAGUGGACUUUAAAGGUUCUCACAUGGUAGACAGAACAUGCAGAAGGAGAAUAGACCCAAAACCAGACAUUUCAGCCCCAGUAAAACCUAUCAUCAAAGAGACCAACAAGACAAAAUAUUAUAUGAAAGUGGGUGAUGGUGAUAGAAGUAAAGGCACUGAGAAAAAAAAUGAAACUGUUGAAGUUCCAGAUUUGGAUAGGCCAAUCAAGGAGGUCUCUAAACAUAGCAGUGAUGGAAAUUUGAAAUUAAUUGUGGCACUGGUAAUCUCUCUUCCUGGAAUUAUUGUAUCUUACAUUAUCUACCGCCGCAGUAAAAGAGGUCAACAGUGGAAUGAUUUGCCUUGUAAUCUAAAUUGCUGUCCCCAGAAUUCAGUUAAUCACAAUAAUGUUUAUAAUAAAAAAUAUAUCAAUGUUGAAGCCAAAAAUGUUGUGGUUGGAGAUUGUGGAAAAAUAGUAGCAGAUGAAGAUUCAGAAGUUAGUGAAAAUACACCUAUGAAGGAAAUAGAUAUUGACUAAAAUUAUAUUAAAAAAAAUAUACUGAACCUGCAGCUAAUAUAUGAAUCCUGUGUGAAUAUAUUUUGUGAAAAUGAAUAUUGACUAUGAAUAAUGUUAAUAGAGUAAAUUAUGCAUACAAUAUAUAUCCUGUAACCUUAAGAUUAAGUGAACAACAAUACUUAUUACAUUUUGUACAAGUACAUUUUAUUUUGUAUCCAAUUAAUGGAUAGCUCUGUCAUUUGUCAACUGUAAAUCAUCAGUUCCAUAGCUGUGAACAAAUUUAUUUUGGACCAUUUACUUACCAUGGUAUGCAUUCAAAUGACAACAAAACUUGUGCAUAUUAUAGUUCAUUUCAUCAUCCUCUUGUGUGUUUAGGGCAGACUAUUGGUGAAUAAAAUUAUAUUUUCAGGCAUUUUAAAAUUGAAAUUGUUUUAAGGACAAUUCUUAUUUCCCGUAAUAGUUAUCAGUAACAUUACAAGGUACAAAAUUCUGAACAUUUCAUUUUGCACUUGUCCUGACUCAAAGGUGUUGAAUCUUUUAUUUCUUUAUGCUUGUUUGAAGACUAUUUUUAUAAAGUAAUAAAAUGUAUAAUCAAUUUUUUAUGAGUUAUCUUCCCUUUUAUGUGUUUAUAAAAUGCAUUCUAUAUAAUUGAUAUUUGAAUGUUUUAAAUGUUCUAUGUGACUUUUAGUUUUUAACUCAAAUCUUUGUCAUUUUUCAAGGUUUUUUUUUAAACCAUGAUUGUAUUCAUUUUCUUUAUAUUUUAUGAGUUAUGAAAAGUGAUGACUUUAGUGUAGUGUGUAUGCAUAAUAGAUAACAGAGAGACAUAUUAAGGGGAAAGUCUGGAUGGGAUGUCAUUUCUGUAUUUUUUUAUUUUUAAGUUUAUUUUUCUCUAAGUCUUUAUAUUUUUUGCCCAUUAUUCUCUAUAAUUCUUUAUAUUUUAGCAUUCCAUUAUUCUCUUAUUUUUUUUAUAUUUUAGCAUUCCCUUAUUCUCUAUUAUGUUUUUUUUUUGGCAUAUUUUUUCUAUUCUUUAUUUUUUUUUGUCGAGCCUUCGACUUUUGUCGAAAAAGCGAGACAUAGCGAUCCUACAUUCCGUUGGCGGCGGCGGCGUCCACAAAUAUUCACUCUGUGGUUAAAGUUUUUGAAAUUUUAAUAACUUUCUUAAACUAUCCUGGAUUUCUACCAAACUUGGACAGAAGCUUGUUUAUGAUCAUAAGAUUAUAUUCAAAGCAAAUUUUGUAAAAAAAAAAUUCCAUUUUUUCCGUAUUUUACUUUUAAAUGGACUUAGUUUUUCUUCCAGGAAAAAUUACAUUCACUCUGUGGUUAAAGUUUUUGAAAUUUUAAUAACUUUCUUAAACUAUCCUGGAUUUCUACCAAAUUUGGAAAGAAGCUUGUUUAUGAUCAUAAGAUAGUAUCCAGAAGUAAAUUUUGUAAAAAAAAAAUUCCAUUUUUUCCGUAUUUUACUUAUAAAUGGACUUAGUUAUUCUGCCAGUUAACAUUACAUUCACUCUGUGGUUAAAGUUUUUAAAAUUUUAACAACUUUCUUAAACUAUCCUGGAUUUGUACCACACUUGGACAGAAGCUUGUUUAUGAUCAAAAGCUAGUAUCUAUAAGGAAAUUUUGAUAAAAUUUGUUCCAUUUUUUCCAUAUUUUACUUAUAAAUGGACUUAGUUUUUCUUCCAGUCAACAUUACAUACAGUCUGCAGUUUAAGUUUUUAAAACAUUUAUUAGAUUCAUAAAUUAUCCGUAUUUUUAACAAACUUUGACAGAAGCUACUUACAAUCAAAAGAUAGUAUAGAGAGGAAUAUUUUUAUUUUUUUCCCCUCAUUUUUGUUGAGCCUGCGAUUAACAGCAAAAGUAGGCGAGACACUGGGUUCCGCGGAACCCUUACAAAUGUUUUGCCCAUUUUUCUGCAGUAUCAACCCGUUAUUCUCUAUUCUGUAAACCCCAUCCAGAUCCUCAUAAGGGAUUAUCUGAUAGUUUAAGAAAAUUUCUCACAAAAUGUUUAAAUUGCAUAAAGAGUAUUUCCUUUUGGCACCAUAAGUUAUUUAUUAAAUUUCAUCCUCAUAGAUUUAUGGUAUACAUCAAAUCAAUUUUUUGAAAAAUUCAUGAAAGCAGCUAUUUUCACAAAAAAAUAUUUCAAGAAAUAAUGCUAGAGUGGUAAACAUUCAUUGUAUCAUUGUAGCAUAUGAUCAUUAUUAGUUUUGUUGUCAAGCCUGUGACUUUUGUCGCCGAAAGCUCGACAUAGGGAUAGUGAUUUGGCAGCGGAGGCGUUAACUAACUUCUUAAAAGCUUAAUAUUUCAGAAGGUAGAAGACCUGGAUGCUUCAUACUUUGUAUAUAGAUGCCUUAUGAUAUAAAGUUUCCGUCUGUCAUAUGUCCAUUGUCCUUGACCUCAUUUUCAUGGUUCAGUGACAACUUGAAAAAAAAGUUAAGAUUUUUUUGUAAUGUUAAUGAUUUUAAGGUGUACAUGUCUGUCUGGCAGGGUUCAUCUGACCUUGACUUCAUUUUCAUGGUUCAUUGGUCAGUAUAGAAUUUCCAUGGUUUGGUCUGUUUCUUUUAUACUAUAAGCAAUAGGUCAUCUAUAUUCUGUGUAUGGAAUGAUUGUAUUAAAGGUGUACAUGUAUUUCCGGUUUGGUUUAUCUGACCUUGACCUCAUUUUCUUGGAUCAUAAAUGUUAAUGUGAUACUUGUAGUAAAACUUUAUAUGUAGGACUAUCAACAUAAAAUCAAUGGUCAGUAUAGUAGGCGAGACAUUUCAGCGUGUGCACUCUUGUUUAUAUAAAUAAGAAGAUGUGGUAUGAGUGCCAUUGAGACAACUCCCCAUCCAAGUCACAAUGUAUAAAAAGUUAACAAUUAUAGGUCAAAGUACGGCCUUCAACACAGAGCCUUGGCUCACACCGAACAGCAAGCUAUAAAGGGCCCCAAAAUGACAAGUGUAAAACAAUUCAAACAGGUAAACCAAAGGUUUAAUCUAUAUAAAAAAGAGAAACACCUAUGAACCACACAAAUAAACGAUAACCACUGAAAAACAGGCUCCUGACUUACUACAGGUGCAUAAAAAUGCAGCGGGUUUAAACAUUAAAACAGGCGCCAACCUUCUUCCUAACCUGAGACAAUAGUGUAACAUUACAACAUAAAAAGACACACUAUAAAAUAUUAUUUGUUUAUAAAAGGCCCUCAACUCUUCACUCUUUAAAAUUGCAUGUCGCUGAUGACAAUUUCCAACAUAUUAGUCCCAUAGACCACCGCCUCAUUUCGGUAGUUGAGACAAUUUCCAAUCGUUGUUAUAAAUGUGUUGUUAUUUUUAGAGUCACAAUGCUGUAAUGAUAAGGAAGUAUACUACCUUGGAUUCAUUAUUAUUUGUGGGAUACUAAAAUUAAUGCAGGCUUUGGCCAAACCCUUGAAAUCAAAUAGUCACGAAAAUGCAAGAUUUCCUAAAUCCACGAAAAUUGGUACACACAAAAAUAAAUGAAUCCACAGUAUUUGAUUUAGAGUAUGCCAAAUUUUAGUAAUGCUCUUGCCAAAAAUGUAUUGGUUACUUCAGCUUAAUAUGUAGUUCGUUGUUAUUUGUUUCAUAAUAUCAAAGAUAUAUAAUGUAGUUUUGUUUCUUAAUAUCAAAGAUACAUAAUGUAGUUUUGAUUCAAAAUAUUUUAUUCAACAAACUUGUAUAUUUACAUUGGAUAUUGUAUUCAUUUUUAAAUCAAAUUCCUCUGGUCACGUUGCCAACAAUCCUUGCAUAUAUAUCAGAUAUGUAUUAAAAAACAUUUUUCAUUCUAAAACUUGCAGCAGUACCAAAUCAUUAUUUAGGUACAUUGUAUUAUGAGUUUUUAUAAUAUAGAUACAUGAUGCUUAUUUGUUCAUAGAGUAACUUUAAGAGCUGUUGUAAGAUGAUCAGUUGUAAAAGAAAGUGUUCAGUCAGCAAGAAUUUGAAAUAAAGUCAAUAAAUACAUUACUAGAUGUAGUCUAGUAUAAUAUCUGCAUAGUAAACAAGGCUACACAUGUAACAAUUUAAAUGCUCAAUCUUCAAUAAUUGUUAUGAAUGAUGAAAUACUAUAAAUUCAGAAAUUAA
Molecule: messenger RNA, 5291 nt
Organism: Mytilus californianus (California mussel)
Lineage: Eukaryota; Metazoa; Mollusca; Bivalvia; Mytilida; Mytilidae
Exons: 11
Coding region: 190-1245 (351 amino acids)
Source: RefSeq, a predicted model, not a curated record